Messenger RNA from Neurospora tetraspora, 1513 nucleotides. Its product is annotated as prohibitin-2. Lineage: Eukaryota; Fungi; Ascomycota; Sordariomycetes; Sordariales; Sordariaceae. Gene Ontology annotation, biological process: mitochondrion organization. Gene Ontology annotation, cellular component: membrane; mitochondrion. Bases 199 to 1131 code for a protein of 310 amino acids. The transcript has 3 exons. The record is from RefSeq and is a predicted model, not a curated record.
AGCAACUGCACACGCUUGCGGUCCUGCUUGUGAGUGGUCUUGGCUCCGAAGCUCAGUGAGGACCUACGAAAAGCUCGGGCAAGCUAUCGUGACGACUUCAUUCCCAUCUUUCCCCACCACCUGGCACCUCUGUCAACCAACCUAGGUAUCCUACUCCAAAUCACCACUGGGCCGCCUAUUAUUUCACAACAGCCCAGCAUGUCGAACAACCCAUAUCAGGACCUCCUGAACAAGAUUCAGCAGACUGCCCGGUCUCGCGGCGGCGGCGGUUUCCCCGGUGGCAGGCCACCCAUCCCUCCCCGCGGUUUGGGUCCUGCUUUGACCGGUUUCGCCCUUCUUGGUGGUGGUGCCUGGGUCCUUUCGAACUCCUUGUUCAACGUCGACGGUGGUCACAGAGCGAUCAAGUACAGGAGAGUUAAUGGUGUCAGCAAGGAGAUCUAUGGUGAAGGAACCCAUAUUAUGAUCCCCUGGUUCGAGACCCCCGUCGUCUACGAUGUCCGCGCGAAGCCCAGAAACGUUUCCUCCUUGACCGGUACCAAGGAUUUGCAGAUGGUCAACAUUACCUGCCGUGUCCUCUCGAGACCCGAAAUCACGGCUUUGCCCCAGAUUUACCGUACCCUCGGUACCGACUACGAUGAGCGCGUUCUUCCUUCGAUCGUCAACGAGGUUCUCAAGAGCGUUGUCGCGCAAUUCAACGCCAGUCAAUUGAUCACCCAAAGAGAGAUGGUUGCCAAGCUUGUUCGUGAGAACCUGGCAAGGCGUGCGGCCCGGUUCAACAUCCUUCUGGACGAUGUCUCGCUUACACACCUCGCAUUCUCCCCCGAGUUCACGGCGGCAGUCGAGGCCAAGCAGGUCGCACAGCAAGAGGCGCAGCGGGCAGCAUUCAUUGUCGACAAGGCGCGUCAAGAGAAGCAGGCUAUGGUGGUCAAGGCCCAGGGUGAGGCCCGUUCUGCGGAGCUCAUCGGUGAGGCCAUCAAGAAGAGCAAGUCGUAUGUGGAGUUGAAGAAGCUGGAGAAUGCGCGUGCGAUUGCGAACAUUAUCCAGGAAGCCGGCGGCAGGAACAGGCUGCUCCUUGACUCUGAGGGUCUGGGCCUCAAUGUUUUCGAGGAUCGGAGGGCCAAGGACAACUAAGCUGAGGCCUUCGGAAAUUGGAGGAGGAGCAUGAGGUGACGGAUGAAAUCUCCGCUGUAUAUGUAUCUUAUGGAUGUCACGGAAGCCCCAGGUGUACAACAGACUUUAAUGAACUAUCGGAAAGGCCGGAUUUAGCGAUGAUCUUCAGGAAAGGAGCUUUCGCGAAAGAUACUCAAUGAACAUCUCGUCAGCAAAAGGCCGUCUUUGGGUGCGAGGCAUCCUCUCUGUUGGUGAUACGAAGCGGUUAUUCAACCCAGCGCAGAUGACGCUUCUUGGUGGAUCACUUGAAGAUACCGACACCCGAUCAUGUGUAGAAAUGCAGCGCAGUAAUAGUGCUUGUCUGAUAGCGUCCCUUGAAUUAAAAAGCAAAAGUGAAACCAAC